AUGCUGCACUGUAACUGCUACAGAGACAUCAGCAUCUCUGCUCUGACCAAAGGCACUUCUGGAGUUGCAUGUCCAACUAAAAGAGCACUACAAGAUGUGUCACUGAUGGAGUCUGAAGAAACCAAUGAGGGAGGCACCACUCCCCCAGAAGCCAGCAGCACCACUGGGGAAGUUUGGGGUUCUACAACAGUCAGAAGAGAGCAUCAUGCCCCUCCUGCAUCAGCCAAAAUGAGCAUGAGCCCAUCUGACUCUGCAAAGGGAGCAGAGCUCAGCACUCCUGAGCACUGCCUCUCUGCUCCAGGGAAAGCAGCAGAGAUGCUGGGCAGACCCUCAAAACCUGUGCCAAAAGGGCCAGCAGGACUGCAACAGGAGCAAGGUGCUGCAGAGCCUCCAAAGGGACUCUCAGAAUUGGAAGGAGAAACGCUUUUAGAGGAGGGUGUUCUGAAUUGUUCUCUGAAACUCAACCAAGUGGAGCUGGUUGACCUAGAAAGCAAGCAGGACUCUUCUCUCAGCACAGACCAGGAUGGGGAUGUGGAUCUCAGUGCUGAGUUUCCUCAGUGCCAGGCAGAACUGACUUCCCAUGGCUCAGACCCUAAUGCCCAGCACCUGAAAUCACCUUUGGCUGAUGCCUUUUCCUCUCAGAGGGAGAUCCCUAAGUGCUUCUUGGUGUGUAAAACUGUUUCAGAGGGGCAUUAUAAAGCUGAACCCUUCCUGAAUAAGGUCUCAGAGCAGAAGCAAAGCAACCAAAAAGUGGCACCAGCAACUGAUGAGCAGCCUACCUCAGAGGAAGCAGUAGAGGACACUUCUGAAGAUGCUAAUGAAAGCCUAAGAGCAUUUCAGAGUUUGGAAGAGAAUUUAGUGUCUUCUUCUGCCUGUCAGUUGUCUUCCACCUUAACAGAUGACAGCCAAGUAAGUACAGUACAAGCAGAAGGAAGUGUCUCAAGGGGUGAAACAAGGAACAGCAGCUUGGUCAAAGCCCAGGGAGCAGGAAUGGUUGCUAAAGAAAACUCCUCCACUUCCAAAUGCCUUCUUCUGGAAGGUGGUGACAGGAAAACAGAAGGCAGAGCUGCCUCUCCAGCACAGAGUGACCUCCAAAGAAGGGCUGUUGGUGAGAAAGCUGAGGAAGUAAAUUCUUCCCAGCAUGAAGAACAAGCACAGGAUGAGGCAGUGUCUGAACUUCAUCAGGAAGAGAAGAAAGAACCCAAAGAGCAGAAUCUGCCAGAAGAAGGAAAAUCUUUGAAGCCCAAAGAUGGUAAAACCAAGGAACGAAAUAAGCAGGAACAACUGCAGAGGGAAGAGCUCCGACUGAAAGAAGAGCUCCAAACACAGCCUCUCUCAGCAGCUUUCAGGUCAGAGAUCUCUUCUGUUCCCAGGCAUGAUGUGGACCCUUGUGGUCUGGAGAAUGCUUUAGUGGCUGAGCAAACAGGAUCAGCAUUUCCUCCUGGGGAGCCUGUCUCUGUGGAUCAGCCUCCUGCUGAGGACAUACUGCUGAAAGCUCCUUCCACAGAAGCAGGUUCUGGAUGUCAGCCACCUGCUGACAGCCCUCUGUCCUCAAAUAACCUGAACCCAGGAGGUGAAGCUCCAGUGGUGCCCUCUCACACGUGCCAUGGCUCUGGCCAGGUAGAAGAUCUGGAGGACUCUGGCCGCUUUUCCAUUGGUGGUCAGGAGAGUGAAGAAGCUGACUGGGAUGAGAGGGCAAGAGUGGGCAAGGAGAGGGAGCACAGUGAUGGCCAUGAAAAGGCUGUCCAGCAGGUUGAUAGAGAUGCACUGCUCUGUGGAGCACAGAACCAAGAGGUUUCCCUUCCAGCACACCCUUCCUCUGCUACCAAGGACUUGGAGCCACCUGAUCCCCUUGCAGAAAAUUCAGGAGAAGCAGAGCUUCAGGAAUUCAUUCCAGCUUUACCCUCAGAGCUGAGCUCUCUGGCUUCAAUGUCUGGCCCAUCACAAGGCUGUGCUAGUGGAACAGCCUCUGUGACCCCUGAGGACUGUCCUGUUGCCAACCUUAGUCUGCUAGACUCUGUAGAGAAGUCAGGCAACCAAGCAGCUUCUGUAGCAGUGCAGGAGCCAACGUCAGGAGAACCUCCUGCUCCAGGUAUUGAUCCACAGGAGGCCAGCACUUCCCAUGAACUCCUUACUUCUGAGAAAAGCUUUCAUGAAGACCUCACUGGCCCCUCUGCAACCCACAAAAGCUGUCUUACCCUAGAGGAGAGCCUUCCUGAGGAUAGGAGGAUUGGGGCUAUCAUUGCAGGUCCUCUGGAACCACCCCAAACACCAGGCAGGACUUCCACUCCCCUAAACCACCUAGAGACAAUUCAGCACAACCUCCCAGAAAGAAGUGCCACUGCCCAAGGUAAAGGACACACAGCAAAGAUGGAUCAGGGAGCACAAGAAAUGCAGUCAGGCUGCAGUGUAAACCCCAAAGAGCCUGGAUCCAGGAUCUCCAGUGUCCUGAGCACACUAACUUGGCCCUCUGAAGAAGAUUCAGCCCCUGCUGAGAACCAUCAAGAACAACCUCUGUCCCACUCAAGCCUACCUCUGGUGUCUGAGCCUGAUGCCAACCAGCUUCCUCAGCCUUCUUCCCACCUCCCAAGCCCCAGGCAAGCUCAGUCCCCUGCACUCAAUGCAAAUCACCUCGCUCAACCUCCAGCCCUAGAAAGUCACCAGCCACUGGCUCCUGAACCUUACUCCAGGCCACAUCUCAGCUCUGGGAUGGGUGAUAGUAAGUUACUAGCCCUUCACCCUACUCUAAGCCAUGCUCCUCAGACUGCUGCCUCUGUGUCUCGUUCUCACACCAUGGCCUCUGCUUCUGAUGGAGAAGAUGGAGCAGAGAAAGGUGACCUUGUUCCAGUAACUAGAGAGUGGGAUCUCAGUGACUCAGGUACCCAAGAUACAGAGACUUCUGAUGACUCAGGGGUCAGUUUGUUGGCAAAAAGCUUUUCUGCUGGUGGGAAUGAAGCAUUGGCUGGCUGCUCUGACACCAGCCCUGACCCAGCAGACCAACACAUACGGUGUGGCAGCUCCUCACCUGACCACCCUUCUUGGCCCUCCCUGGAGGGCCUGCUAACAUCCACAGACUCCAAGAGCAGAGACUCUGCCCAGCCUCCUCCCAUGCUAGCAUUCACCAACCCAAUCCACUUUCUCCAGCUCAGCCCUCCAUCACCACCAACCACCAGAAAGACCUGCCAAGAGGAGGAGGACUCAGGGGAACUACGGUGGGAGCACCAGGCAAGCAUCUUUGGUCUGGACACAAAGAACUUCCGAGUGCCGUUGGCAGUUGCAGAGAAAACAGAAGACGAGAGAAGGGUCAAGCAAAAGCUGGAAGGAGAAGGAGAACAUCACUUGGUAGCUCAGCCAAAGGAAGAAAUGCCAAGACAUUCACCUUUGGAAAAAGCAUCGAGUUGGCCAGAUAAAACAGCCAGCAGGGCAGCUGCACAGGAGCCAGCAGCUCCUCAGGAAAGCCCAAUGAAACGCCGAGUGAAGAGCAAGGACUGGCACCGUCAGGGCUUGAAGAGGGCAUCAGUACCACCAGACAUCUUGCAGGAAAUUCCUUCUCUUCCCUCAGAAGAAGAAGCUCACAAGGCACACAAGGAACCACCAGUCAGUUCAGAAACAGUUAUAUUGAGAGAGAAGAAACCUGCAGACAUGGUGGAGAACUUCAAACGCCGGCACUCCAAGCUGAUCAACUCCUCAAGACUUCUCUACCAGGAGUACAGUGAUGUGGUUCUGAACAAGGCCAUUCAAAGCCAGAAGAGAGUGGACUCUUUUGCAGAGGAUAUAGAGUCGAGCUUCCCAAGCUCCCCAAGGCUGCGCAGGAAAGUGCUGUCUCCCCAGGACUCCUAUUUACAGCGUCUGUCAGUCUCCUCGACUGCAUCCCUCUGGCAGGACAUCCCCAUGAUAAGGGGCAGCAGGAUCCUACUCAAUAUGUCCCGUGAUGAGCAGAAGCUACAAGAGGCCAAAUUUGAGUUGAUCAUGUCUGAAGCUUCCUACCUGCGCAGCCUCAACGUGGCAGUAGAUCACUUCCAGAGGUCAGCAGAGCUGCAGGCCAUGCUCACCAACCAAGAACGCCAGUGGCUCUUCUCCCGCCUUCACGACGUCCGCGACGUCAGCGCCAGUUUCCUCUUUGACUUAGAGGAGAAGUUUGAGGAGGACAUGUUCACCUUCCACGUGUGUGAUGUGGCUCUGAAGCACGCCCCCGAGUUCCGCAGGGUCUAUCUGCCCUACGUAACAAACCAGACAUACCAGGAGCAAACCUUCCAGCGCCUGCUAAAUGGAAAUGCAGGGUUCCAACAAGUCCUGGAGAGACUGGAAAGUGAUCCAGUGUGCCAGCGUCUCUCACUUAAAUCCUUCCUCAUCCUCCCUUUCCAGCGCAUCACUCGGCUCAAACUCCUCCUGCAGAAUAUCCUGAAGAGAACUAGGCCUGGCUCUGAGGAGGAAGUGCAAGCAACACAGGCCUAUGAUGCACUUGAAAAGCUCAUCAAGGAUUGCAAUGAAAAUGUCCAGCGCAUGAAGAGCACUGAAGAGCUGAUCUACCUCAGCCAGAAGAUCGAAUUUGAGUGCAAGAUCUUUCCACUCAUCUCACAGUCGAGACGACUUGUGAAGCGUGGUGAGUUGACAGCACUGGACUUCAACACCCUGAGUCCAAAAUGGAAAGUCACCACCCGUCCCAUCUACCUACACCUUUUCAAUGACUGUCUGCUCCUGUCUCGGCCCAAGGAGGGUGGUCGAUUCGUUGUGUUUGAUCAUGCUGCUUUCUCAGAUGUGCGUGGGGAGAAGUGUGAGAUGAAACUGCAUGGGACAAACAAAAACGUUUUCCGCCUCUUUCUGCUCCAGAAUUACCAGGGGAAGAGAGUGGAGUUCUUGUUUCGUACAGAGACACACAGUGAGAAGCUGAGGUGGAUCUCUGCUUUGGCUCCUCCACGAGGAGAACUGGACCUCCUGGAAUGUCCUGAUGCACCACAAGUUCAGUGCAUAAAGUCGUACAAGGCUCGGGAAAACGAUGAGCUGGCUUUGGAGAAAGCAGAUAUCAUCAUGGUGAUGCAGUACAGCAAUGAUGGAUGGAUGGAAGGAGUCAAACUUUCAGACCGGGAGAGAGGCUGGUUCCCCUCAGAAUAUGUGGAACUGAUCUCCAGCAAACAGGCAAGGCAGAAGAACCUGAAGGAGGAGCAACGUGUGAAGAAUGCCAAGCAGCAGGUCUUCUGCAAGAAAUAA
This is a messenger RNA of Indicator indicator, 5208 nucleotides long. It is a transcript of the gene ARHGEF5, whose product is annotated as Rho guanine nucleotide exchange factor 5. NCBI's taxonomy places the organism in Eukaryota, Metazoa, Chordata, Aves, Piciformes, Indicatoridae. The record is from RefSeq and is a predicted model, not a curated record. Gene Ontology annotation, cellular component: nucleus; cytoplasm. The coding region runs from base 1 to 5208 and encodes 1735 amino acids. The transcript has 15 exons. Gene Ontology annotation, biological process: intracellular signal transduction; activation of GTPase activity. Gene Ontology annotation, molecular function: guanyl-nucleotide exchange factor activity; protein binding.